Messenger RNA from Lucilia cuprina (Australian sheep blowfly), 1571 nucleotides. Its product is annotated as actin-87E. Bases 156 to 1286 code for a protein of 376 amino acids. The transcript has 2 exons. The record is from RefSeq and is a predicted model, not a curated record. NCBI's taxonomy places the organism in Eukaryota, Metazoa, Arthropoda, Insecta, Diptera, Calliphoridae. Gene Ontology annotation, biological process: mitotic cytokinesis.
UAUGUUUUAAAUCAUUCAUAUAUGCAGAUUCCAACGUCUGGUAUAAAUAAUAGUACAACAGAAUCCAGCAGGCACUCGCAGUUCUACAGCGAAAGUGUUGAUAUAGUCUCUUAGUUUUUCUUUUUGUUGAAACGUAACAACACAAAAACUCCAAAAUGUGUGAUGAUGAGGUUGCUGCUUUAGUCGUUGACAACGGUUCCGGUAUGUGCAAAGCUGGUUUCGCCGGUGAUGAUGCUCCCCGUGCCGUCUUCCCCUCCAUUGUAGGUCGUCCCCGCCAUCAAGGUGUCAUGGUCGGUAUGGGCCAAAAGGACUCUUAUGUCGGCGAUGAAGCCCAAUCCAAGAGAGGUAUCUUGACCCUUAAGUACCCCAUUGAACACGGUAUCAUCACCAACUGGGAUGAUAUGGAAAAGAUCUGGCAUCACACUUUCUACAACGAAUUGCGUGUCGCUCCUGAAGAGCACCCCGUUUUGUUGACUGAAGCCCCCUUGAACCCCAAGGCUAACCGUGAGAAGAUGACCCAAAUCAUGUUUGAAACCUUCAACGCCCCCGCCAUGUAUGUCGCCAUCCAAGCCGUACUCUCCUUGUACGCUUCCGGUCGUACCACUGGUAUCGUUUUGGAUUCUGGUGAUGGUGUCUCCCACACCGUCCCCAUCUAUGAAGGUUAUGCCUUGCCCCACGCCAUCCUCCGUUUGGAUUUGGCUGGUCGCGAUUUGACCGAUUACUUGAUGAAGAUCUUGACUGAACGUGGCUACUCUUUCACCACCACCGCUGAACGUGAAAUCGUUCGUGACAUCAAGGAAAAAUUGUGCUAUGUUGCCUUGGACUUCGAACAAGAAAUGGCCACCGCUGCCGCCUCCACCUCCUUGGAGAAAUCCUAUGAACUUCCCGACGGUCAAGUCAUCACCAUCGGUAAUGAACGUUUCCGUUGCCCCGAAUCCCUCUUCCAACCCUCAUUCUUGGGUAUGGAAUCUUGCGGUAUCCACGAAACCGUCUACAACUCCAUCAUGAAGUGUGACGUAGAUAUCCGUAAGGACUUGUACGCCAACAUUGUCAUGUCUGGUGGCACCACCAUGUACCCCGGUAUUGCCGAUCGCAUGCAAAAGGAAAUCACUGCCUUGGCCCCAUCCACCAUCAAGAUCAAGAUCAUUGCCCCACCAGAACGCAAAUACUCCGUCUGGAUCGGUGGUUCCAUCUUGGCCUCCCUCUCCACCUUCCAACAGAUGUGGAUCUCCAAGCAAGAAUACGACGAAUCCGGCCCCGGCAUUGUCCACCGCAAGUGCUUCUAAGCGACGCGCCCAGCUGCAUUCAACGGCAACGUUUGUCACUCAUCCUGACACUCACUAUCGUACCAUCAAACAACAAACUUACUUUUUUCAUUUUAAUUUUAAACAUUUUAUUAUAAUUUUUCUUUUUAAUUAUUAUAUGUUAUUAUUAUAAUCAUUUAAGUUUAAACUCAAAACAAUGGAAAACUAUUUAUACAUGGACUUGAUAAUGAAGAUGAAGAAGAAAAUAUUGUAAAUUUUAGAACUAUACGAGAUAAAUAAAUAAAACAAAAAAAAUACAAAGAUAAA